This is a messenger RNA of Carcharodon carcharias (great white shark), 1622 nucleotides long. RefSeq names its product family with sequence similarity 189 member B (gene entrep3). NCBI's taxonomy places the organism in Eukaryota, Metazoa, Chordata, Chondrichthyes, Lamniformes, Lamnidae. The transcript is spliced from 9 exons. The record is from RefSeq and is a predicted model, not a curated record. Bases 1 to 1584 code for a protein of 527 amino acids.
AUGGGAGGAAGAGGAAUGCAAGACCUGCUGUUUAGUGUGUGUGGACUCAGCAUCCUGUCCACCAUUAUCUGCACCCUCUCUACCGUGAUCUGCUGCAUCCAGAUGUUCACUGUUGAUGUCCUGCACAUUCUGGUUCCACAGCGAUCCAGAUCCAUGAACCCAGAAUGCAACUCUCCUCAUGAUAACUUCCUGCGGCACAUGUCUGAUCCAGAUGAAUUUGUUCCACCUGUCCCACCUCCUCCGUACUAUCCUCCAGAGUACACGUGCAGCUCAGAGACUGACGCUCAGAGUAUCACCUAUAACGGUUCCAUGGACAGCCCAGUCCCCCUGUACCCCACUGACUUCCCACCACCAUAUGAAGCUGUCAUUGGGAACAGCACUGCCAGUCAGGUGACGGAUUUUGAUCACCAGCUCACCGAGAUCUCCAACUCCAGCUUCUGUGAACAGAUCCUGUCGACAGCUUUCAGCGGAGAAGGCUCCAUGGACAGUGGCUCCCUGAUGAUGUCUGAGAUUAUCGAUAUCCCAGAUGACAGCAGCUGCUCCGAAGAUUCCUGCCUGAUGGGAGUCCAAGGCUCCGUGGACCACAUCCGCAGCAGGAGCAGCAUGCAAAGGGGUGCUGAGACCUGCGGCCCCAGCCUGGAGGCUGAGCAGUACCCGGCUAACCUCAGAGCCUGUGUCAGGAGCGGCCGUUCCUUCUCCUGUAGUGCCUCCAACCGAUACUGCUCCAAGCAAGUCACUGGAGAGGACAUUCUCACUCAGAGCUGCCAGCGCCUGGAAGCAACAACUUCCUGUAGUCAGACUCAGGCGCAGGAAGAUUGGCUGAGCAGACAGAGGAACUGCUCUGACUCCUCUGACACAUCGGCCUUCCAGAUGCUGCCGGAUAAUUCAUCUCAAGGUUCCCAGCAACAGCGUCCUAGCCGACGUUACAGUGAGAGUUCCCGGCCACAGAGCCCACUGAGAAGCCUGGCUGCCUGCCCUUUAACCAGGUCAAAUAGUGACCCUGCUCUGUGUGUAACAAGUGACACAGUUCCAGGUGAAGGUAACAGAACCUCGAAAACCUCGGAGUGUGAAAGGUCCCAGACUUCCACAGACACAGCCCCCUGCUCUGAGGCCUGCCUGUUGCCCAGCUCUCGGCACGGCACGCCCGAGCUUCUCCGUCGGAUGCCACUCGGCAAACUCAGGCCCGCGAUGAAAGGCAAAGCCCUUCAGACGCUGUCAAAGGAAGGCACCCGCUCGCUCGGCGAUCUGAAGAUGUGCCGAGGCACCAGAGUACUUGUAGCGCGAUUCCUGCAGCGGUCGAAACGUAACCUCACUGUGGAACCAACGCACUCGCUGGCUGGAGCCGCUGGAAACAAACAGAGGACAGACAGAGGCAGUGGGGGAAGCAGCUUUGAGCAGGUGGCCCGGUCCCAGUUACAGAGCAGUAUGAGGCAGCGGGUCAGUCGAGAGGAGGGAAUUCACCUACGGAGCUGUGGCGAUCUGAGCUCCUCCACCUUCAGUCUGCGCAGACUCUUCUCCACUAGCCGUCUGGAGAGCAGUCGGCCACACAGCCUGAUCGGCGUCUACAGAGAGACUGUUCUCUAAUCAAAUAAACCUUCGACAGUCCCUCUCCCAGCGUACUG